GGAAGAGCAAGAGGAAGAGGACAUCCAGCGAUUCCGGGACCACUCAUCGUUGGAAACGUCGGGGACUGGAAAGACCCGAUGAAUGACCAACACAGCCGCAGUAUAAGUGGUUUGGAUUAAUCUGGUGCCCGGGUCCCGGACAUAUAUUGUUUUGGGGAUUGAGAAUUUCGCAGCGGUACAGAUUCCUCUCUUUCACACCACCGCCAAUGGAGGAUCAUUCUCUCCCGCAAGGUUCUUAUUUCUUGGGAUUUGAUAGCUCUACGCAGUCAUUGAAGGCAACUGUUUUAGAUGCAAACCUGAACAUUGUGGCUAGGGAGAUAGUAAAUUUCGAUUCCGAUUUGCCUCAUUACAAGACCAAAGAUGGUGUUUAUCGAGACGCUUCGAUCAAUGGGAGAAUUGUUUCGCCCACUCUAAUGUGGGUGGAAGCAUUGGAUCUCAUUCUUCACAAGCUUCAGAAAUCUCAAUUGGAUUUUGGGAGGAUUGCUUCUGUUUCCGGCAGCGGCCAGCAACAUGGCAGUGUGUAUUGGAAAAAAGGGAGUAUUAGCACCCUAUCCUCAUUGGAUCCUACGCAGCCAUUGGCGGCACAGCUCAGCGGCUCCUUUUCGAUUAAGGAUUCGCCUAUUUGGAUGGACAGCAGCACGACUGAGCAAUGCAAGGCAAUCGAGAAGGCCGUAGGCGGUGCCUUGGAAUUGUCAAAGCUUACAGGUUCACGAGCGUAUGAAAGGUUCACAGGUCCUCAAAUUAGGAAAAUAUAUGAGACACAGCCGGAGGCUUAUGAUGCUACGGAGAGAAUCUCUUUAGUUAGCUCCUUCAUGGCUUCUAUACUUAUUGGCAGCUAUGCUUGUGUUGAUCACACUGAUGGAGCAGGGAUGAAUUUGAUGGACAUAAAAGACAGAGCUUGGUCGAAGAAGAUUCUUGAGGUAACGGCUCUGGGUUUGGAGGAAAAGCUUGGGAAUUUAGCACCUGCAUACGCCGUAGCCGGUUCAAUUUCCCUCUAUUUUGUGGAGAGGUAUCGUUUUGACAAAAACUGUUUGAUCAUUCAGUGGUCUGGUGACAAUCCCAACAGCUUAGCAGGUUUAACCCUUAACAGUCCCGGUGAUCUAGCAAUCAGUCUUGGAACCAGCGACACUGUCUUUGGAAUCAGCACUGAACACAAGCCGAGCUUAGAAGGGCACGUGUUCCCCAAUCCAGUCGAUACUAAUAGCUACAUGGUAAUGCUGUGCUACAAAAACGGUUCUCUGACCCGUGAAGAUAUACGUAACCGGUGCGCAGACAGCUCAUGGGACAUCUUUAAUUCGUAUUUGCAGAAUACUCAGCCGCUAAACGGCGGAAAGCUUGGCUUCUAUUACAAAGACUAUGAAAUUAUUCCUCCUCUCCCGGUUGGAUUCCACCGAUUCAUCCUUGAGAAUUUCACCAGUGAAUCAUUAGAUGGGGUGAAAGUUCGCGAAGUUACAGAAUUCGAUGCAGCUUCUGAGGUUCGAGCAGUAAUCGAGGGUCAGUUUCUCUCAAUGCGUGCUCAUGCUGAAAGAUUUGGGAUGCCUUCACCUCCAACACGGCUAAUUGCAACCGGCGGAGCAUCAAACAACGAAAACAUUCUCAGCUCAGUGGCUUCGAUCUUCGGCUGCAAUGUCUACAAAAUCCAGAGCUCAGACUCGGCUUCCAUGGGAGCUGCCCUCAGAGCAGCUCAUGGAUGGCUCUGCAACAAAAGCGGCAAAUUUGUGCCCAUUUCAUGCCUGUUCUCCUACAAUUUGGAGAAGACGUCUCUCAACUGCACACUGGCGGCGAGCCCCGGCGAUCAAGAACUUGUGAAUAAGUACACUCUUUUGAUGAAGAAAAGAAUUGAAAUUGAGAAUCAUCUGGUGGAGAAGCUAGGAAGGGUGUGAAGUAGUAAUAAUUUAAGUCACUGCUCAUUUUGAUCUUCUUGAAACCUAAUGGAUAUCAUUUAUUUCGUUUGCAAUAAAAAAUGCUUUUUGAAUGAGGAA
Messenger RNA from Andrographis paniculata, 1982 nucleotides. Its product is annotated as xylulose kinase 2-like. Gene Ontology annotation, cellular component: cytosol. Gene Ontology annotation, molecular function: D-xylulokinase activity. The record is from RefSeq and is a predicted model, not a curated record. NCBI's taxonomy places the organism in Eukaryota, Viridiplantae, Streptophyta, Magnoliopsida, Lamiales, Acanthaceae. Gene Ontology annotation, biological process: xylulose metabolic process; D-xylose metabolic process. Bases 207 to 1883 code for a protein of 558 amino acids. The transcript has 12 exons.